This is a messenger RNA of Gossypium arboreum, 441 nucleotides long. Its product is annotated as serine/threonine-protein phosphatase 7 long form homolog. The transcript has a single exon. NCBI's taxonomy places the organism in Eukaryota, Viridiplantae, Streptophyta, Magnoliopsida, Malvales, Malvaceae. The record is from RefSeq and is a predicted model, not a curated record. Bases 1 to 441 code for a protein of 146 amino acids.
AUGCCGUUUAUAUGGAUGCCAUACGUUGAGGAAGAUAUCGUGGCGCUCAUACCAUCAUGGGUUAUCGAGCAGCAACAGCUGUUCGUGUCAAAUGUGUCGUUGAUUCAUUUCUAUAUGGUGGAGUGGCACAAUGGAGGUCAGGUUUUGAGGCAGUUCAGUUGCCCACAACUUAUACCGAGCCCUCCCGUCGACAUCACAGAAGUCCACGGAAUGGACAAAAAGGGUUCGGGUCGGGAUGCUUUAAAUUGUGCGCAAAAAAAUGAACCGUAUAUCUUUCUGUGGAAUGAUCAACAUUCGAGGCGCCCUCCCUUGUAUGUCUUAGAGGGAGGGUUCUCUUCUAUGCAUAAGUACGCAAUAUGGUAUAUGGCAUAUGGGAAACCCUUUAUAUUCCAAUGUCGUUACAUGUUGAUCCAAAGAGAUACGCAACCGGAAUCUUCCUGA